Leptinotarsa decemlineata (Colorado potato beetle) is the source of this 3024-nucleotide messenger RNA. RefSeq names its product Mediator complex subunit 24 (gene MED24). The record is from RefSeq and is a predicted model, not a curated record. Gene Ontology annotation, cellular component: mediator complex. Gene Ontology annotation, molecular function: transcription coregulator activity. NCBI's taxonomy places the organism in Eukaryota, Metazoa, Arthropoda, Insecta, Coleoptera, Chrysomelidae. Gene Ontology annotation, biological process: positive regulation of transcription initiation by RNA polymerase II.
CUGGAAGCAAAGGCCAAGAACUUUGAGUGAAGUGAAGUGAAGUAAUUAUUUGUUUGUGUUUUGCAAAAGUUUCAUAUGAAAUUACAUGUUUGCAAAACAUGUAGUUCUAAUAUUCUCAAGAAUUUUUGAUUGGUUUCAUGUGAACUACAUAAAUAUUUUGUACUGUAAAAAUAAGUCAUGUUUUUAUAAAAAUCUUCGUGUUCCUGACAAAUUCUGCCAGUUAAUCCAAUUUUAUCUGCUUAGUUAUGGAAUCGAAAACCACCAGUAAAACAAGUUGUUUGAAGGCUCUUCUCCUGCGUGCUUGGCGAGAAAGGUGGACAGAUUUACAAUGGGGCAUCAACAUUAAAACGGUGCUACCCCGUGGAGUAAGCGGAGAUGUAUACAAUUUGGCAGAUUGCAUUCUCCAACAGGCUGUGGUUGGCGCUGGUGCCAAUCAGUUGAUGUUGAGUUAUUUGAAGCAUUCUUUAAGUGCUCAGUUGGUGUCUUAUGCAGCAGUUCUUCAGAGACUAAGUAAAUACAGCCAGUUGAACAAAAUCUACUGUGUUUUCAGUCUUCUCGAGUUCUUAGAAGGAAUGCUUCCAGGAGUAACAGUUGGAUUUGGCAAACCUGAAGAGACAGUAUUGGCUACUGCAGUAUUGUCUGUAGCGUUAUGGUUGUUGAAUAUUUUGCAGCAAUGCCAGUCCACAAAGAAAAUAAUUCUGAAAGCUGGGGAGCUGUUGAAAACUCUUCUUACUGAUGAUUUCUAUGUUUCAAUGAUGUGUCUCGCUCGAUAUAAUGAUCCUGAAUUAUUUACUGAAACUAAUAGGAAAGGCAUUGAAUUAGAAUUGAUUCUAACUGAAGCUGAUGAGGUUGCCAACUAUGUCAGAAAACUUGGUAAUAUCGACGUUGGCAUGUUGCAGCUUCCAGUUAACAGGGAAAAAUGGCCAGGAUCUCUCAUUCAAUGCUGGCUGGAAGUAAAACUCACUGGAAACCCAGGAAGUACCACAACGGAAUUGUGUCAACAACUCCAAAUUUUUCAAAAACUGAAAGACUACAGUAAUGCUAGGUUGUAUGCCGAACUUAUGAGAGGUAGUCUCCUUUCCCUUCACAAUGUAAGUCAGACAUCUCAUGAGAGUCAGUGGGGAGCAUUUGCAUUCUUAAAAGUACCUCAUAUUCUUUUGGAUCUUGCUGGAAAAUCUGAUACUAUGUGUGUAGUCAAUGCUGUGGAGCUAUUGCUUCAACAUAGUCCUUUGUUAGAUGCCAUGGAUGCCAAUAGCACCUGUUCAAGUUUCAAGUGCCUCCUUGAUGAACUAGCCAAGAGCCGCUUGCUAAGUGAGCAACAAAUGAAAAUGCUUUUGGAGAAAAGAAAAGCACCUCCAUCCCUCAAGUUAGACUCAGGACCUGGCAGUAACGGGAUGCCUACUUAUUGGCACAUUUGUGCAGAGUCAACGCUUGGAGGGAUACUUAAAACACUUUCAACUGACUACCAUAAGAUACAGGAUGCUCUUCUAGGCAUGUUACAUCAAGUCCUCACAGGUAAAAGUUUUGAACUAAUACUGGCUGUGGCUACUGUACAAGGCCAACUUCGCACCCUUGUGAACCGGUUAAUAAGGUUCAAUGAAUGUUCCAAAUCUGGGGGUGACAAGGCUAGAUCUCAAUUGUUUGACAUAACAUUUCUCAUGCUAGUUGCUAUUGUACAAAACUACGGUGCUUCCGCUGUGCUGGACCCUGAUGGAGAUUCCCUUUUUGAACAGUGGGUGAAAUCAUGUAUGGUAGAGAGACAAAGACCCAAGGCCCCCGAGCAGUUACUAAAAUUAGGUGAUCCAUCAAUAAUAGAAUCUCUACUGAACCAAUUCAACUCUGGUGAAUCGGAUUUCCCACCAGGUGUAAAAUGGCAGGACGUACUCUUCAACAUCGCUGGAGUGAUGCAUGAGGUACUUGUGGCAUGGGAACAGGGUGCUUUAGUGCCUCAGGAUGUAAAACGUAUUUUGGAAGCAGUUAGAGGAAAAAUGUGCUGUCUGCCUUUAGCUGCAGCAGCUUGGAUUUGUGCUCAUAUGAGGACCGCACCUCAAGAUACUCUUCUUAAGCCAAUUAAUAUGGUGCAGCAGCUCCUUGCCCCUCCCAUCACUGAAGAGGAUAGUUUGCGAGAUAGGUGGCAAUUGACCUGUGAGAUUAUUAGAAAAAUGCAAAGAGAGGUACAGUUGCCGCUACCUACAUCUAGCAACCACCAUUUGGUGUCAAGGCACCCAGCAACAGAACAAUUGAGUACUGUGUGGAAAUCUGGUAUUUGCAGAGGUUGGCUAGAUCAUGAUUCAGCAAUGACCCUGCACUGCCUGUUAGAUACUGCAGGAGAUCGAUGGCUGGUAUCUGCAGUUAUUCAAGAACUACUCAAGCUUAGGUACAGAGACCAACUUCAAAAAGGCGUGGAUCUUGCUUUAGCCAUAUUUCACGUGAAAAUAGUAGGUUGCACUCAGCAGUUGUUGUCACAUGUUCUACCUCAAUUACUCUAUAAUGACAUUCAGGCUGAUAGCUUGAUGGAACCACAGUUGCCUGCUCUAGCAUACCUUACUAGUUACUGCGUUUAUACUGCUUGGGAUGCUUUAUCGGAAGAUAUUGAGAUCGGUCCACCAUUACCAAAAAUGGCACGCUUAAUGGACAACGUAGAAGAACCAAAACCUACUGAACAACUCCUCACCUCACUUCGUAAUCUUCUACAUAUGUUUGAGGGUGGGAUACGGGAAGGAUCCAUCACCCAGCAAACUUAUUUUGCAUUUUAUCUCGUUAAAUCUAUCGUUGAAGUAAAAGUUAAUUCGGCAAGUGCUGUAUUAGCUGCGAUUCCCAAUUCACUUGUAUCUGAUUUAUUGAAAACAAUGCCUGAGUUGUUUAGUUAUCCUCUCCUUCUCCAUGUGCAUGAUAUUUUCAAAAGUUCAGGACGAAUUAAUAUGGCAAAAGAUUUAUGUAUUCUGAGAAACUAUUAUUUAAAAAAUACUGUUGUUAACUGAAUACUUUAUUUUUAUCUUCUUGAGAUUGUUUCAUAUUUAUUAA